Messenger RNA from Rasamsonia emersonii CBS 393.64, 1008 nucleotides. Its product is annotated as MAK16 protein. Gene Ontology annotation, cellular component: preribosome, large subunit precursor; nucleolus. The record is from RefSeq and is a predicted model, not a curated record. The transcript is spliced from 2 exons. NCBI's taxonomy places the organism in Eukaryota, Fungi, Ascomycota, Eurotiomycetes, Eurotiales, Trichocomaceae. Gene Ontology annotation, biological process: maturation of LSU-rRNA; maturation of 5.8S rRNA. The coding region runs from base 1 to 1008 and encodes 335 amino acids.
AUGGCCUCGGCCACGGCCUCGGAUGAAAUUGUCUGGCAGGUGAUCAACCACCAGUUCUGCUCGUAUAAGCUCAAAACUACCAAAGGACAGAAUUUCUGCCGCAACGAAUACAAUGUCACUGGGCUGUGCAACCGCCAGUCAUGUCCGCUCGCCAAUUCUCGCUAUGCGACCGUGCGGUCGGAUCCCGAAACGGGCGUCAUGUACCUCUACAUGAAGACGAUUGAACGCUCACACAUGCCCAGCAAGUGGUGGGAGCGCAUCAGACUGUCGUCAAACUACGCCAAGGCCCUCGAGCAGAUCGACGAGCGGUUGAUAUACUGGCCGAAGUUCCUGAUCCACAAAUGCAAACAGCGUCUUACGCGGCUGACCCAGGUGGCCAUUCGAAUGAAGAAGAUCGCCAAGGAGGAAGAGCGAUUGGGAGAGAAGAUCGUGCCGAAGCUGGCGCCAAAGGUCAGGAGGAGAGAGGAGAAACGCGAACGCAAAGCAGAGGCCGCUGCCAAGGUCGAACGGGCCAUUGAGCGCGAACUGCUCGAGCGGUUGCGAAGCGGAGCCUACGGCGACCGGCCGCUGAACGUGGAGGAGAACAUAUGGAAAAAGGUUCUCCGCGGCUUGGAGAGAGAGGGAGAGGGCCAGAGAGACGAAGACCUCGACGACGGCGAGGAAUACGACGACGAAGAGGAAGAGGAGGAAGGUGUCGGCGAAGUGGAGUAUGUUAGCGACAUUGACGAGGAAGAAGAGGAUCUGGGUGACAUUGAAGACUGGCUGGGCGAUGAAUCAGCCGGCUCGAGCGAUGACUACGACGAGGACGAAAGCGACGACGAUGAGGAGGAGAGUGACGAAGGCAGCGACGAGUCUAGCGGAGACGAUGAAGAGGAAGAGAAGAAGAAGCCUGCUGCUGGGACUAAGCGGAAGCGCGCUGCACCGCCGCCCAAGCCGAGGAAGAAGGGCGCUCGGAUUGAGAUUGAAUACGAGACAGAGGGACCCGCGAAAGAGAGUAUUCUGGCGUGA